Lotus japonicus is the source of this 720-nucleotide messenger RNA. Its product is annotated as protein PLASTID TRANSCRIPTIONALLY ACTIVE 7. NCBI's taxonomy places the organism in Eukaryota, Viridiplantae, Streptophyta, Magnoliopsida, Fabales, Fabaceae. Gene Ontology annotation, cellular component: plastid-encoded plastid RNA polymerase complex. Gene Ontology annotation, biological process: plastid transcription. The record is from RefSeq and is a predicted model, not a curated record. The transcript is spliced from 4 exons. The coding region runs from base 111 to 599 and encodes 162 amino acids.
CCAAAGUAAAUUCAGCUAAACAUCUCUUGAAGUUGAAGUUUAUAACAAUCAUUUUUGGUUUUCAGAUAAGGUGAAAAAUUUCAGAGUAGGCGACUGACUACUACACAGGCAUGAGCACCCUCACUCUCUCUUCCGCUUCACCGAAGAUAGAGUUAAGAGGUGGUGGAAAUUCAUGGAGCCAGAGGCUUUCUGUUAACUCGAUGAUGAUGCCCCAAAUGCGAAAAGAGGUUCGUGGACGACAAAUCUGGAGGCGAAGGAAAUUGACGAAAAAGGAUCCAUAUCUUCCCGAAAAAAUUGAGCGUGUUCCUUUCCUUGAGGAGCAGGUGAGGAUGAUAAAGGAACAAGGAACGAUCUUGCAACUGGACAUAGAGAGGCUACUGCUAUCCGAAGAUAACAGGUAUGAUUUCGUGAAUGAGAUAGCUGCUGAGGCCAACUCUUAUGUUGAGAACAAUAUGGAUGAGUAUGGAGAUGAGAAGAAGGCCAUUCUUCAUGUUUUGAGCAACCGAAUGAAUGAUGCUGGAAUUUACCGACCAGAGGCAUAUGCUGUGCCUGAUCCCUUCAAGCCUGGGCCUCAUUAUUUGAGAGAAGAAUAUAGAUAAAAUGUUAUGCUAUGACAAAAUCAAAAGAAGAUGAAAUUAUUAUGCUGUGAUUGUAAACUAGAGAUAAGAAUAUAUAUUUUUUCUUCACAUUUCAUAAUUGAUGUCCGUCUUAAUUUGCUGC